CCAGUUGCAGCUGCGGAAAGCGAAGAGUUUUUAUUAUUUCCCAGAUAACACACACAAUCGAAAUGUAGAACAUAGCUCUUACAAUUUUUUUUUAUUACAAUACGAACUUGGAACAGCUUUCAGGUGAGUUUAUAUAACAAAUCAGCUAAAUUUAAAUACCGACUCGCAUAAAGCGCGUGGCAGAUAUUUUGGGCUUAAUGCAGACGAAAAUUGUGUUGGAAAAGGGUUAUCAAUUAUGAAUUAAACAAAUAUUUAGUUAUAUUAAUAAUUUUAGAAAAAAUACAUGUGAAUUUAGUACGGCAAUUCCAAUGUCUGUAACUGUUUUAAGUAGACAUGUAUUUAUUUUAUUUUUUUACUUGCAGAAAAAUUUAAAAGAUUCAUAUUUUGUAGACAAAAAGUUGUUGCGUGUUCCAGAUUUGCAAUAUUUUUUGUUCUACACUAAAGCAACAAGUAAUUAUUGCUAAUUUGAAGAUGCUAAAUAUGUGAGAUUAAAAAGAAAAACGUUUAAUGCUCGCUUUGUAUUUAAAAAACCGAGUUGACAAAAAUGUAAACAGUUCGUUUUAACUCAAUUUUACUGCAAAACGAAACCAAGUAGAAAAAUUUCAGUUAAUAGUGUUAUUGUUAUUGAUUUUCCCCAGUUGAUUCGAAAUUGAGCGUAAAACCCAGCGAAUCAGCUGUUUGGCGGCAACGACAGCACAACAAAACAAUUAUAUAUCCGCCACAGCCGCAAAACAAAAACAAAAAUAAAAAUAAAAGAAAAAAACAAAUAGCAACUGCGCCGCGAUAAAAUUGUUUGCCAAUAAGAAUCGGGCUUAGUGCGGACUGGCAUCCGAAAGAUACAGGAACGUGGUGGCUGCAGCUGCACCAGGAAGACAGGCCAUGGUUCUCAUCAAGUUCUUGAAGAGUAAACUGUAACGUAUAUAAAAGCCCAACAGAUCAACGUGAACAUACGCGAAAAUCCAACAAAACAUAUUUAAAAACGUAGAAAAAAAUACGUAAAGUUAAAGAUAAAAUCUACGAGAAUAACAAUGCGCGAAAUUCAGGCCUCUCAAUUUAUGACGAAGACAAAUCGCCUGGUGGUUUUGCGGCAUGGCGAAAGUGAUUUCAACAUAGAGAAUAAAUUCUGUGGUUGGCAUGAUGCACCAUUAAGCGAGUUUGGCAUCAAGGAGGCUCUAACGGUGGCAAUCCCUUCCCUGGCUCAGUCUCAGCUGGAAUUCGACGUUGUCUACUCAUCCGUACUAAGUAGAUCCCGGGAAACUGCUGAACUGAUACUUUGUAAGUUAAACUGCGCCUAUGUCCCUAUCAAGAAGGAUUGGCGACUAUGCGAACGGCACUACGGAAAUCUGACGGGUAGUAAAAAACGAAAAGUUGCCGAUCUUUACGGCGAGGAACAGGUUCAGGCCUGGCGGCGAGGAUACGACAGCGUUCCACCGCCCAUUGAGGAGAGCAACCGCUACUACUACACCAUCUGCAGUAAUCCCAUAUUCGAUGAGGUUCCUCCUGGACAGUUUCCGCUCUCCGAAUCCCUGCACAUGUGCGUCGAUCGGGUGAAACCAGUGUGGAAGGAGGUCAAGCGGGAGGUGCUCAAAGGUACUCGAGUUCUGAUGUGCGUCCAUGGAACUGUGGCACGUGCCCUCGUUCAGCACAUCGAGGGAAUCUCUAAUGAGGCCACCGAGAAGGUUAACAUUCCAAACUGCGUGCCGAGAGUCUACGAGUUUGAUUUAAAUUCAGGAGGCUUGGUGGGUGGCGGCAUUAACCUGGGAGAUCAGGACUAUAUCAGGCGGAAAACCGCCCAGGUGGCAGCCAUCGGAGACUGAUUGAGGAAAACUCCUAUCUACUUUUAUGGAAUUUACAUCGAUAUAAGGCCGAAGCCUCUAACUUUGACCCUAGGGCGAAUCUGUUUGCUUUUAUUGCUCGGAGCUCUGCUAUUAAGGAUAUUAUAAAUAUUAUUUAUUUGUCUACCCCAUCUGAUAUUUUCGGCCAAAAAUAUACUAUUUAUACAAAAUAC
This is a messenger RNA of Drosophila eugracilis, 2008 nucleotides long. RefSeq names its product phosphoglycerate mutase 2. The coding region runs from base 1029 to 1817 and encodes 262 amino acids. The transcript has 4 exons. NCBI's taxonomy places the organism in Eukaryota, Metazoa, Arthropoda, Insecta, Diptera, Drosophilidae. The record is from RefSeq and is a predicted model, not a curated record. Gene Ontology annotation, molecular function: intramolecular phosphotransferase activity. Gene Ontology annotation, biological process: glycolytic process.